Molecule: messenger RNA, 977 nt
Organism: Dipodomys ordii (Ord's kangaroo rat)
Lineage: Eukaryota; Metazoa; Chordata; Mammalia; Rodentia; Heteromyidae
Gene: Tnfrsf18
Product: tumor necrosis factor receptor superfamily, member 18
Exons: 5
Coding region: 36-716 (226 amino acids)
Biological process (GO): negative regulation of apoptotic process; positive regulation of cell adhesion
Cellular component (GO): external side of plasma membrane; plasma membrane
Molecular function (GO): tumor necrosis factor receptor activity; protein binding
Source: RefSeq, a predicted model, not a curated record
GCGCACCGGCAGGGACUCCUGGAGCCGCGGCCGCGAUGGGCACGCUGACAGCCCUGUGUGGGGUGGUCCUGCUGGGCGUGCUGGGCCAGGGUCUGCGCUGUGGCCAGGGCUGUGGUCAGGGCUGCUUCCCGAGAGGGGCCGACACCGACCUGCGCUGCUGCCGCUCCUGCUCGCCCGAACGGGAGGUCUGUCCCGAGGGGGACUGUGAGUGUGUGCAGCCGGAAUUCCACUGUGAAGACCCCGAGUGCAGCACCUGCAAGCACCACCCGUGCCCACCUGGCCAAGAGGCUCGGCCUCAGGGGACUUUCAAGUUUGGCUUUGAGUGCAUUGACUGUGCUGCGGGCACCUUCUCUGCAGGCCGUGAGGGCCGCUGCAGGCCCUGGGCAGACUGCGCGGAGUCUGGCUUCACUACCGCGUUCCCUGGGAACAAGACCCACAAUGCCGUGUGUGUGCCGGGACCGCCGCCGGCUGAGUCGCGGGGCCAGCUGGUCGUCAUCUUCGCGGUGGCCGUCUGUGUCCUGCUCCUCAACACAGCCCAGCUCAGCCUGCACGUCUGGCAGCUGCAGGGGCAGCGCACGCGGACCCGAGAGACCCAGCCCCUCCUGGAGGUACCACUGCCACCGGCGGCGGAGGAUGCCUACAGCUGCCAGUUCCCUGAGGAGGAGCGAGGAGAGCGGCUGGAGGAGAAGGGCCCCCUGGGGGCCGGCUGGGUGUGAGGGCCGGCGGCCCCAUGCCCCACACCGCCUGCCUGGCUGACCUCUGGGAGCGGGGGCUCUGCUCCCUGUCUUGCUUUGGGCCCAGCCCUGCCCCCCGUGUCGGGGAGUGGGUAUGGGAUUCUGACAGUGACGCGUCCCAAGACCAUGGAGGGGUGCAGUGGGCGUGGCCGGGCUUAUGGACCAGGCAGACAGCGAAGGCUGAGCUUCCUUAGUGGAUCCCUGGGCUCCUGUGCGGUGCAGUGCUCAGCACCGGCGGUUUUC